Messenger RNA from Acipenser ruthenus (sterlet), 950 nucleotides. RefSeq names its product interleukin-20-like. The transcript is spliced from 6 exons. The record is from RefSeq and is a predicted model, not a curated record. Lineage: Eukaryota; Metazoa; Chordata; Actinopteri; Acipenseriformes; Acipenseridae. Bases 108 to 641 code for a protein of 177 amino acids.
GGAGGACCAUGAGGAGCAAGAAGAAAGCACAACACAGCUGAACCAGGCAAGCUCAAGCAACAUCCAGUCUGCUUUCAACACAGGAGGUUCUAACACUGAUAACAGCAAUGAAGUUUUCUGGCUCUUUCUUGUACCUGGUUGCCUUGGCACUGCUGGUGCAUGGCGUGCCAGCUGCAAUGGGACGGAGGCUGCAUUUCGGGAAGUGUGUAGUCAGCGUCCAGAUUCACGAGCUGAGGGAAUAUUUCAGUGAGAUACGAAAAACAAUUGUUGGUGAAGAUGGGAACUCAGGUGUGCGACUGCUGAAGGAACAUGCAAUGAUGAAUAUUAAGCCCUUGGAGAGUUGCUGCUUCCUUCGUCAACUCUUGCGGUUCUACGUGGAGAGUGUGUUCAACCGCUACACCCCCAAGGACUCUCAGAUCAGGAGACGCACCAGCAGCCUAGCCAACUCAUUCCUCAGCAUCAAUCGAGACCUACGCCAAUGUCAUGCACAUCUGCACUGCCAAUGUGACGAAGAAACCAAGAAGAGAAUUGAAGCUAUCCAGAGCACUUUUGAAAAGUUGGAUGUCAAUGCUGCCACUGUGAAGGCCAUUGGUGAGCUGGAUUAUCUGUUGGACUGGAUAGAAACACAUCAUCACCACUGAAGACACACAUGAACAGCCCUUAUCUGGACAGUAAUGAAAACUAGAGAGAGAGAGAGAGAGAGAGAGAGAGAGAGAGAGAGAGAGAGAGAGAUUCUUUUUUUUAAUUUAAUGUUAUUUAAAGUCUUUUUUGUUGGUUUUUUGCCAUGGCAUGUUAACUUAAACUAUUUAUUAACUUUUAUUUACAUACUUAUUUAAGGUAUUUAUAUGAAAAUGUAAGCUGUUAUAUAGUUGGGAAUUUAAAAAUGCACAUGUGAAUUGAAAGGAUAGAAUUUGGAUUUGCUAUUUAUUAUCAAAUAAAAAUACUUUGAA